Messenger RNA from Phascolarctos cinereus (koala), 15715 nucleotides. RefSeq names its product zinc finger homeobox 3 (gene ZFHX3). NCBI's taxonomy places the organism in Eukaryota, Metazoa, Chordata, Mammalia, Diprotodontia, Phascolarctidae. Gene Ontology annotation, biological process: regulation of neuron differentiation; regulation of transcription by RNA polymerase II. Gene Ontology annotation, molecular function: RNA polymerase II cis-regulatory region sequence-specific DNA binding; zinc ion binding; DNA-binding transcription factor activity, RNA polymerase II-specific. Gene Ontology annotation, cellular component: nucleus. The record is from RefSeq and is a predicted model, not a curated record.
ACCGUACUGGGUGCAAUGAAAGCUCCAUGCAGGCCUUACCAUGGAAGGCUGUGACUCGCCUGUCAUCCCUGGGAAGGACAAUGGGUGUAGUAUCCCUCAGCACCAGCAAUGGACUGAACUCAACAGCACCCACCUCCCUGACAAACCCAGUAGUAUGGAGCAGUCCACCACAGAAAACCACGGGCCCCUAGACAGCCUGAGGGCCCCCUUCAAUGAGCGCAUCCCGGACAGCACCAACUCGGCUGGCCCCACCACUGAGCCUGCUAGCAAAGAGGUCAGCUGCAACGAAUGCUCGGCCUCCUUUGCCAGUUUACAGACCUAUAUGGAGCACCACUGCCCCAGCGCCCGCCCCCCUCUUCCCCUGAGGGAGGAAAGUGGGAGUGACACCAGUGAGGAGGGGGAUGAGGAGAGUGAUGUGGAGAAUCUAGCUGGAGAGAUAGUCUACCAGCCAGAUGGCUCGGCGUACAUUGUCGAAAGCGUCAGCCAGUUGAUCCAAAGUGGGGGAGCCUGUAGCAGCGGCAGUGGGGCCCUCCCGUCGCUCUUUCUGAACUCUCUCCCCAGUGCUGGGGGUAAACAGGGGGAGCCCUCUUCUGCUGCACCAGUCUACCCACAGAUCAUCAAUACUUUCCACAUAGCCUCAUCCUUCGGGAAAUGGUUUGAGGGCUCAGACCAGUCCUUUCCCAAUACCUCAGCCCUGACGGGCGUCAGCCCCGUCCUGCACAGCUUCCGCGUUUUUGAUGUGCGACAUAAAAGCAGCAAGGAUUACCUGAACAGCGAUGGUUCUGCCAAAAGCUCCUGUGUAUCCAAAGAUGUCCCCAACAAUGUGGACCUGUCCAAGUUUGACGGCUUUGUGCUCUACGGGAAGAGGAAGCCCAUUCUCAUGUGUUUCUUGUGUAAGCUCUCCUUUGGGUACGUCCGCUCGUUUGUGACCCAUGCAGUGCAUGACCAUCGAAUGACCCUGAGUGAAGAAGAGCGGAAAAUUCUUAGUAAUAAGAACAUUUCUGCUAUCAUCCAAGGAAUAGGCAAAGACAAGGAACCCCUUGUAAGUUUUCUGGAACCAAAAACCAAAAACUUUCAACACCCUUUAGUUUCUGCAGCUAACCUCAUAGGCCCCGGGCACAGCUUUUAUGGUAAAUUUAGCGGCAUUCGGAUGGAAGGGGAAGAGGCGCUCCAGGGCGCUUCGGCCAGUGCCGCAGAGCAGCCCCAGUCAGGCCUCUUGACGCCUGGGACCCUCUUGAACCUUGGCGGGCUGACCAGCUCGGCUCUGAAGACCCCAAUUACCUCAGUCCCCCUGGGCCCCCUGGCUUCCAGUCCUACCAAAUCCUCAGAGGGCAAGGACCCUGGGGUAGCAGAGGGUGAGAAGCGAGAAGCGGGUGACCGGGAUAGCCUCUCAGAGAAGGCAGAGCCAGCCGAGGAUGCGGAGGAGGAGGAAGAAGAGGAGGAGGAAGAUGCAGAGGAGGAGGAGGAAGAGGAGGAAGAGGAGGAGGAAGAGGAGGAGGAAGAUGAGGGUUGCAAAGGACUCUUUCCAAGUGAGUUGGAGGAUGAGUUGGAGGACAGGCCCCAGGAGGAGUCUGGGGCCAUGGCAGGCGGCAGCAACAAAAAUGACCUUGCUCUCUCAAACCAAAGCAUUUCUAACUCUCCCUUAAUGCCUAACAUGCUCCAGGCUUUGUCGAGGAGCGCAGCUUCUACUAGUUCUAAUUCUGCUUCUUCCUUUGCUGUCUUUGAUGGUGCAAACAGGAGGAAUCGGUUAAGCUUUAACAGUGAGGGUGUCAGGACCAAUGUGGCAGAGGGCAGCAGGAGGUUGGACUUUAUUGAUGAAAGUGCCAGUAAGGACAACGCCACAGCACCAGAACCAAAUGAAAGCGCAGAGGGGGAAGAUGGGGGCUACCUCUCCCAUCACCAGCACGCUGGAGCCCUCUGUGAGCUUGGGGUGGGGGAGUGCCCCUCGGGGAGCGGCGUGGAGUGCCCCAAGUGUGACACGGUCCUGGGCUCUUCGCGCUCCCUGGGGGGGCACAUGACCAUGAUGCAUUCUCGUAACUCGUGUAAGACGCUCAAGUGUCCCAAGUGCAAUUGGCACUAUAAGUACCAGCAGACGCUUGAGGCGCACAUGAAGGAGAAGCAUCCCGAGCCUGGCGGCUCGUGUGUCUACUGCAAAAGUGGGCAGCCUCACCCGCGCUUGGCGCGAGGCGAGAGCUACACGUGUGGUUACAAGCCUUUCCGCUGUGAGGUCUGUAACUACUCUACUACUACCAAAGGCAACCUCAGUAUUCAUAUGCAGUCUGACAAGCAUCUGAACAACAUGCAGAACCUGCAGAACGGAGGGGGAGAGCAAGUCUUCAGUCACACUGCCGGGGCAGCGGCCGCGGCAGCAGCAGCUGCAGCUGCCGCGGCCAACAUUGGCAGUUCCUGCGGGGCCCCCUCCCCCACCAAACCAAAAACCAAGCCCACCUGGCGGUGUGAGGUGUGCGACUAUGAGACAAAUGUGGCCAGGAACCUCCGCAUUCACAUGACCAGUGAGAAGCACAUGCACAACAUGAUGCUACUUCAGCAGAACAUGUCCCAGAUGCAGCACAACCGGCACCUGGGCCUGGGGGCCCUGCCCUCCCCAGCCGAGGCGGAGCUCUACCAGUACUACCUGGCCCAGAACAUGACUCUGCCCAACCUCAAGAUGGACAGCCCGGCCUCCGACGCCCAGUUCAUGAUGAGCGGGUUCCAGCUGGAUCCCACCAGCCCCAUGACGGCAAUGGCGACUCCGGCUCUAGUGGGCGGUGAAAUACCCCUAGACAUGCGGCUGGGGGGUGGGCAGCUGGUGUCUGAGGAACUGAUGAACUUGGGUGAGAGCUUCACGCAGACCAAUGACCCGUCCCUGAAGCUUUUCCAGUGUGCGGUGUGUAACAAAUUCACCACGGACAGCCUGGACCUGCUGGGACUGCACAUGAACAUGGAACGUGGCCUCCCUGAGGAGGAGUGGAAGGCAGUGAUGGGGGACUCCUAUCAGUGCAAGCUUUGCCGGUACAAUACCCAGCUCAAAGCCAAUUUUCAACUCCAUUGCAAGACAGACAAGCACGUACAGAAGUACCAGCUGGUGGCACACAUCAAGGAGGGUGGGAAGGCCAAUGAGUGGAGAUUGAAGUGCGUGGCCAUUGGAAACCCUGUACAUUUGAAGUGCAAUGCCUGUGACUAUUAUACAAAUAGCCUGGAGAAACUACGGCUGCACACGGUCAACUCGAGGCAUGAAGCGAGCCUGAAGCUGUACAAGCACCUUCAGCAGCAUGAGACUGGGGUAGAGGGAGAGAGCUGCUACUAUCACUGUGUCCUGUGUAGCUAUUCCACCAAGGCCAAGCUUAACCUCAUACAGCAUGUGCGCUCCAUGAAACAUCAGCGGAGUGAGAGCUUGCGCAAGCUGCAGAGACUCCAGAAGGGUCUUCCCGAGGAAGAAGAAGACUUGGGGCAGAUCUUCACUAUCCGCAAGUGCCCAGCCGCCGAUCCAGAAGAAUCAAUUGAAGAUGCCGAAGGACCCAGUGAAACAGCUGCUGACCCAGAGGAGCUCACUAAAGAUCCAGAAAGUGGAGGUGAUAAAGACCAGGGCAAGUGGCCAGCAUCGUCCAGCCAAGCUGAGAAGGAGCUCCCAGACUGUCCUGCAGCCUCCAAACGUGCAUCCUUCCCGAGUAGCUCGGAGCCCCCCCUCUCUUCCAAGCGACCCAAAACAUCAGAGGAGGCUAGAUCAGAGCAGAUGUUCCAGUGUCCAUACUGUAAGUACAGUAACACCGAUGUGAACAGGCUUCGGGUGCACGCCAUGACCCAGCACUCGGUGCAGCCCAUGCUGCGCUGCCCGCUCUGCCAGGACAUGCUGAACAACAAGAUUCACCUGCAGCUGCACCUCACCCACCUGCACAGCGUGGCUCCGGACUGUGUCGAAAAGCUCAUCAUGACGGUGACAACCCCCGAAAUGAUGAUGCCCAGCAGCAUGUUUCUCCCAGCCGCUGUUCCGGACCGAGAUGGUAGCUCCAACCUGGAGGAGGCAGGAAAGCAGCCUGAAACCUCAGAGGAUCUGGGGAAGAGCGUCCUGCCAUCGGAGAGCGUGGAACACAGCGGAGAACUGAAGCCCUCCCCCGCUGACCCAAGCUCUGCACGUGAGGAAUCGGGCUUCCUCUGCUGGAAGAAGGGAUGCAACCAAGUCUUCAAAACUUCUUCAGCCCUUCAGACGCAUUUCAAUGAGGUCCACGCAAAGAGGCCUCAGCUGCCCGUGUCCGACCGCCACGUGUACAAGUACCGCUGUAAUCAGUGCAGCCUGGCCUUCAAGACCGUGGAGAAGCUUCAGCUCCAUUCACAGUACCAUGUCAUCAGGGCGGCCACCAUGUGCUGCCUCUGCCAGCGCAGUUUUCGGACUUUCCAGGCCUUGAAAAAGCAUCUCGAGACGAGCCACCUAGAACUGAGUGAGGCAGACAUCCAGCAGCUUUACAGCGGCCUCCUGGUCAACGGAGACCUCCUGGCCAUGGGCGACCCAUCCUUGGCGGAAGACCACACCAUCAUUGUGGAGGAGGACAAGGAAGAGGAGAGCGACUUGGAGGAUAAGCAGAGCCCCGCUGGCAGCGAUUCCGGGUCGGUCCAAGAGGAUUCCGGCUCGGAACCAAAGAGGGCUCUUCCUUUCAGAAAAGGCCCAAAUUUCACAAUGGAAAAGUUUCUGGAUCCUUCCCGCCCUUACAAAUGUACAGUCUGCAAGGAGUCUUUCACCCAAAAGAACAUUCUGUUGGUUCACUAUAAUUCUGUCUCCCAUCUGCACAAGUUAAAGAGAGCCCUCCAGGAGUCUGCAACUGGUCAGCCAGAGCCUACCAGUAGCCCAGACAACAAGCCUUUUAAGUGUAACACCUGCAGCGUGGCCUACAGCCAGAGCUCCACCCUGGAGAUCCACAUGAGGUCUGUGUUGCAUCAAACCAAGGCUCGGGCAGCAAAGCUGGAGGCCGCUGGGGGCAGCGGGGCCAGCAACGGCUCGGGGAAUAGCAACAGCAUCUCUCUGGGAGCUUCCGCACCGAGUCCGGUCAACACGAGCGGGGGCAGCAGCACCUUCCCCACGACCAGCACAGGCAGUGCCAGCACUGCCCCGAGUUCCAGUUUGCUCAGCCAGGCAACAAGCGACGGUGUGGGCAUGCCGCCCCUUGGGAAUCCUGUAGCGGCCAACAUCGCCUCCCCUUCUGAGCCCAAGGAGGUCAACCGAAAGAAGCUGGCGGAUAUGAUCGCCUCCAGGCAGCAGCAGCAGCAGCAACAGCAACAGCAGCAGCAGCAGCAGCAGGCACAGACGCUGGCCCAGGCCCAGGCCCAGGUUCAGGCCCACUUGCAGCAAGAGCUGCAGCAGCAGGCGGCCCUCAUCCAGUCUCAGCUGUUUAAUCCCACCCUCCUGCCUCACUUUCCCAUGACCACGGAGACCUUGCUCCAGCUCCAGCAGCAGCAGCAUCUCCUCUUCCCAUUCUACAUACCCAGUGCCGAGUUCCAGCUCAACCCGGAUGUGAGCCUGCCUGUCACAAGCGGGGCAAGCCUGAUGCUGACAGGGACCGGCCCUACCCUGCUGGAAGAUUUGAAGGCUCAGGUCCAGAUCCCCCAGCAGAGCCACCAGCAGAUCCUGCAGCAGCAACAACAGAGCCAACUCUCCAUGGCCCAGACGCAUACUGCUCUCCUUCCACAGGGCCAGCACCCAGAGAAGAAAAGCAAACCCGUGGUCGUCAAGGAGAAAGACAAAGAGGGCCAGAGGGAAAGGGAAAACGUGGAGAGAGGAGAGGGGAACGCGGGCUCUAAGGAAUCCCUGCCGGACACCUUGAAGCCCAAAGACAAGAAAGACUUUGCGCCAGGAGGUGGUUCGGAGCCCUCGAUGCUCCCCCCGCGCAUUGCCUCGGACGCAAGGGGCAAUGCCACCAAGGCCUUGCUGGAGAACUUCGGCUUCGAGCUGGUUAUCCAAUAUAACGAGAAUAAGCAGAAGGUGCAGAAGAAGAGUGGAAAGACGGAGCCCGGUGACAGCUUGGAAAAGCUGGAGUGUGACUCGUGCGGCAAGCUCUUCUCCAACAUUCUGAUCCUGAAGAGUCACCAAGAGCACGUUCACCAGAAUUACUUUCCCUUUAAACAGCUGGAGAGGUUCGCCAAGCAGUACAGAGAACACUACGAUAAGCUGUAUCCGCUGAGGCCGCAGACGCCUGAGCCGCCGCCACCGCCCCCUCCCCCGCCACCGCCGCCUCCGCUGCCCGUGGCCCCUCCUCAGCCAGCUUCUACUCCUACUCUUCCCGCGCCAGCCCCACCUAUCGCUUCUCCCACGAUCACACCAGCCCAGCCAUCUGUGCCGCUCACGCAACUUUCUAUGCCCAUGGAGCUGCCCAUCUUCUCGCCGCUCAUGAUGCAAACCAUGCCCCUGCAGACGCUGCCAGCGCAGCUGCCCCCUCAGCUCGGUCCCGUUGACCCUCUGCCCGCCGAUCUGGCGCAGCUCUACCAGCAUCAGCUCAAUCCCAGCCUGCUGCAGCAGCAAAACAAGAGGCCCCGGACCAGAAUCACGGAUGACCAGCUCCGCGUCCUCAGGCAGUAUUUUGACAUCAACAACUCCCCCAGUGAAGAACAGAUCAAAGAGAUGGCGGACAAAUCUGGACUGCCCCAGAAGGUGAUCAAGCAUUGGUUCAGGAACACCUUGUUCAAGGAGCGUCAGCGGAACAAAGACUCGCCAUACAACUUCAGCAAUCCGCCCAUCACGAGCCUAGAAGAGCUCAAGAUAGACUCGCGGCCCCCUUCCCCGGAACCUCAGAAACACGAGUACUGGGGGAGCAAAAGAUCCUCCCGGACACGCUUUACGGACUACCAGCUGCGGGUCCUGCAGGACUUCUUUGAUGCCAACGCUUACCCGAAGGACGAUGAAUUCGAGCAGCUUUCCAACUUGCUGAACCUCCCGACCCGAGUCAUAGUCGUCUGGUUUCAGAAUGCCCGACAGAAGGCCAGGAAAAACUACGAAAACCAGGGAGAGGGCAAAGAUGGGGAAAGGCGAGAGCUUACCAACGACAGGUAUAUCCGAACGAGCAAUUUAAACUACCAGUGCAAAAAAUGUAACUUAGUCUUUCAACGUAUUUUUGAUCUUAUUAAGCAUCAGAAAAAGCUGUGUUACAAAGACGAGGAUGAGGACGGGCAGGACGAUAGCCAAAAUGAGGACUCCAUGGACGCCAUGGAACUGCUGACUCCCACCAGUUCCUCCUGCAGCACCCCGAUGCCCUCCCAGGCCUACAGCGCCCCGGCCCCAUCGGCCAACGCGACGUCUUCAGCCUUUCUGCAGCUUAACACGGAGGCUGACGAAUCCUCCACCUUCAGCUCGAAAAUAGAAGCUACAGAUGAGAAACCAAAGCAGCCUGAACCUCCCAGUUCACAGCCAAACCAAACCCAAGAGAAGCAAGUACAGCCAAAGCACGAGUCUCAGCAGCAGCAGCAGCAGCAGCCACCGCCGCCGCCGCCGGCGCCACUGCAAGACCAGCUGGAACAGAAGACUAGCACAGCCCAGCCGAAGAAUCCUGCGCUGUCCUCUCCAGCCCUGCAGCAGCCGCCCCAGCAGGUUCCUCCCCCUCAGUGUUCCCUACCCCAGUCAAGCCCCAGCCCAUCCUCGCAGCUCUCCCAUCUGUCUCUCAAGCCUCUUCACACAUCCACUCCCCAACAGCUGGCCAACCUACCUCCUCAGCUCAUCCCCUACCAGUGUGACCAGUGCAAGCUGGCAUUCCCCUCCUUUGACCACUGGCAAGAACAUCAGCAGCUUCACUUUUUAAGUGCGCAGAACCAGUUCAUCCACCCCCAGUUUCUGGACAGGACGCUGGACAUGCCUUUCAUGCUGUUUGACCCCAGUAACCCACUGCUUGCUAGUCAGCUGCUCUCUGGAGCCCUGCCCCAAGUCCCGGCCAGCUCGGCCACCUCCCCUUCCACACCAACCUCCACCAUGAACACGCUGAAGAGGAAGCUGGAGGAGAAGGCCAGUGCUAGCCCGGGGGAGAAUGACAGCGGGGCAGGAGGAGAGGAGCCUCAAAGAGAUAAGCGCUUAAGGACGACCAUUACCCCAGAACAGCUGGAAAUCCUCUACCAAAAGUACCUGCUGGACUCCAACCCAACCCGGAAGAUGCUAGAUCACAUUGCACACGAAGUGGGCUUGAAAAAGCGCGUGGUGCAAGUCUGGUUUCAGAACACCCGAGCUCGGGAAAGGAAAGGACAGUUUCGGGCUGUUGGCCCCGCCCAGGCCCACAGGCGGUGCCCUUUCUGUAGGGCGCUUUUCAAAGCUAAGACUGCCCUAGAGGCCCACAUCCGGUCCCGCCACUGGCACGAAGCCAAAAGAGCUGGCUAUAACUUGACUCUGUCUGCAAUGCUGUUGGAUUGUGAUGGCGGGAUACAGAUGAAAGGAGACAUUUUUGACGGAAGCGGCUUUUCCCACUUGCCACCCAGCAGCAGUGAUGGCCAGGGUGUUCCCCUCUCACCGGUGAGUAAAACCAUGGAGCUGUCCCCGAGAACUCUGCUCAGCCCUUCCUCCAUCAAAGUGGAAGGAAUAGAGGACUUUGAAAGUCCUUCCAUGUCCUCAGUUAAUCUAAACUUUGACCAAACCAAGCUGGACAAUGAUGACUGCUCCUCUGUCAACACAGCCAUCACGGAUACCACCACAGGCGACGAAGGCAAUGCAGACAAUGAUAGCGCAACAGGAAUAGCAACUGAAACCAAAUCAUCGUCAGCACCCAACGAGGGGCUGACCAAAGCCGCCAUGAUGGCAAUGUCCGAAUACGAAGAUCGGUUGUCUUCUGGUCUGGUCAGCCCAGCUCCUAGCUUUUACAGCAAAGAGUAUGACAAUGAAGGUACGGUGGACUACAGUGAGACGUCCAGCCUUGCUGAUCCCUGCUCCCCGAGUCCUGGUGCAAGCGGGUCCGCAGGAAAGUCUGGAGAUAGCGGAGAUCGGCCAGGGCAGAAACGUUUUCGGACUCAAAUGACUAACCUUCAGUUGAAAGUCCUCAAGUCAUGCUUUAAUGACUAUAGGACGCCAACCAUGCUGGAGUGUGAGGUCCUGGGCAAUGACAUUGGACUGCCAAAGAGAGUUGUUCAGGUUUGGUUCCAGAAUGCCAGAGCGAAAGAAAAGAAGUCAAAGCUAAGCAUGGCCAAGCAUUUUGGUAUCAACCAAACAAGUUAUGAGGGACCCAAAACAGAGUGCACUUUGUGUGGCAUCAAGUACAGCGCUCGGCUGUCUGUACGUGACCAUAUCUUUUCUCAACAGCAUAUCUCCAAAGUUAAAGACACCAUCGGAAGCCAGUUGGACAAGGAGAAGGAGUACUUUGACCCAGCUACUGUACGUCAGUUGAUGGCUCAACAAGAGUUGGAUCGCAUCAAAAAAGCCAAUGAGGUUCUUGGACUGGCAGCUCAGCAACCAGGAAUGUUUGACAACCCUCCUCUUCAAGCUCUUAACCUCCCCACGGCUUAUCCGGCAUUACAGGGCAUUCCCCCAGUGUUGCUUCCUGGCCUCAACAGCCCGUCUUUGCCAAGCUUCACUCCAUCCAACACAGCUUUAACAUCUCCCAAACCGAACCUGAUGGGUCUGCCUGGCACCACGGUCCCUUCACCUGGCCUUCCGACAUCUGGAUUACCAAAUAAACAGUCGUCAGCCUCGCUGAGCUCCCCGACCCCAGCACAAGCCACUAUGGCGAUGACCCCGCAACAACCCCCCCAGCCCCAGCAGCAGCAGCAGCAGCCUCCACCAGUGCAGCAGCAGCAGCAGCAGCAGCAGCCGCCUCCCCCACCAACACCACAGCAGCAGCAGCAGCAGCCACCACCUCCGCAGCAGCAGCAGCAGCGAAAGGACAAGGAAGUAGAGAAAAUGAAAGAAAAAGAAAAGGCACAUAAAGGGAAAGGGGAGACCCUGGCGGGCCCCAAGAAGGACAAAGGAGAGGCCCCCACAGCCACCCUCUCUGCCCCGUUACCCACAAUGGAGUACGCGGUGGACCCGACCCAGCUGCAGGCCCUGCAAGCAGCCUUGACUUCGGACCCCACCGCCCUGCUCACCAGCCAGUUCCUUCCUUACUUCGUCCCCGGCUUCUCUCCUUACUAUGCCCCCCAGAUCCCGGGCGCCCUGCAGAGCGGCUACCUGCAGCCCAUGUACGGCAUGGAGGGCCUGUUCCCCUAUAGCCCCGCGCUGUCACAGGCCUUGAUGGGGCUGUCCCCCGGCUCCUUGCUGCAGCAGUAUCAGCAAUACCAGCAGAGUCUGCAGGAGGCACUGCAGCAACAGCAGCAGCAAAGACAGCUGCAGCAGCAGCAGCCACAGCAGCAGCAGCAGCACCAACCACAGAAAGUACAGCAGCAGCAGCAGCAGCAAGCGCCCCAGCCGCAACAGCAGCAGCAGCCGCCCAAAGCAAGCCAAACCCCAGUCCCCGCGGGGGCUGCUUCCCCCGACAAAGACCCUGCCAAAGAAUCCCCCAAACCAGAAGAGCAGAAAAGUGCACCCCGCGAGGUGCCCCCCCUCCUGCCGAAACCCCCAGAAGAGCCAGAAGCAGAAAGCAAAAGUGUGGACUCCCUCUCCGACCCCUUCAUUGUUCCAAAGGUGCAGUACAAGCUGGUCUGCCGCAAGUGCCAGGCGGGCUUCGGCGACGAGGAGGCGGCCACGAGCCACCUGAAGUCCCUCUGCUUCUUGGGCCAGUCGGCGGUGAGCCUGCAGGAGAUGGUGCUCCACGUGCCCACGGGCGGCGGCGGGGGGUCCGGCGGCGGGGGCGGGUCUGGCGGGGGCGGCGGGGGCCCUUACCACUGCCUGGCCUGCGAGAGCACCCUCUGCGGGGACGAGGCGCUGAGUCAACAUCUCGAGUCGACCUUGCACAAACACAGAACAAUCACGAGAGCAGCAAGAAACGCCAAAGAGCACCCUAGUUUAUUACCUCACUCUGCCUGCUUCCCCGGUCCUGGCACCGCAUCUACCUCGCAGUCUGCCGCUCACUCCAACGACAGCCCCCCGCCCCCCUCCUCCUCCUCCUCUUCCUCUUCCUCCUCCUCCGCUUCCCCCCACGCCUCCUCCAGAAAGUCUUGGCCUCCAGGGGUCCCUCGGGCUUCGGUUGGGAAGCCUGCUUCUUUUCCUCCUCUCUCCUCAUCUUCAACGGUUACCUCAAGUUCAUGCAGCACCUCAGGGGUUCAGCCCUCGAUGCCAACAGACGACUAUUCGGAGGAGUCUGACACGGAUCUUAGCCAAAAGUCCGAGGGGCCAGCCAGCCCGGCCGAGGGGCCCCCGGCCCCUAGCUGCCCCACCCAGGACCCUGGUCUAGCUAGUGUAGGAAUGGACCCCUUCAGAUUGUAAGCUUUGAAGAUGAACAAUUUAAAACACACACACACACACACACACAAACACACACACACACACAAAUGAAUUUAAAUAAAAAAAAUUAAUAACAAACCAAUUUCAAAAAUAGACUAACUGCAAUUCCAAAGCUUCUAACCAAAAAAAAAAAAAGGAAAAAAAAGAAAAAAAAAAGAAAAAGAGUGGGUUGUUUUCCCAUAUAACUAUCUAUGCCGGUGAUUUUACAUUCUUACCUUUUUUUUUCUUUUACUAUGAAAUACCAACUCUUGUUACAUUUGUCCUUUUGAAGGUACUAUUGGUCUGGGAGACAGAAGUCCAUAGGGCCUCCUCAUUGUCUUUGGAGCUUACACCCCCUUGUAUAUUGCCCCUUUUCGAUAACGCCCCAAUUGAUAGCACAGCAGAGUCCGGCAUGCACUGUAUGGGAAAGCAGUCCACCUUGUUACAGUUUUAAAUUUCUUGCUAUCUUAGCAUUCAGAUACCAAUGGCUUGCUAAAAGAAAAAAGAAAUGUAAUGUCUUUUUAUUCUCAGGUCAAUCGCUCACACUUUGUUCUGUUUUCAGAAUCAUUGUUUUAUAUAUAUAUAUAUAUAAAUAUAUAUAUUUUCUUUUUUUUGUUCCAGAAAAGAUUUUUUUGUUUGUUAAUUUAAAAAUGGGCAGAAAGUAUUCGAGAAAAAAAAACAAUGUGAACUGCUUUAGCUUUCUGGGGAUUUUAAGGAUAGCUUUUCUGCUGAAGCCAAUUUCAAGGGGAAAAGUUAAGCACUCCCACUUUUCAGAAAAAAAAAUAAUAAACACACAAAGAGUGUUGAGGACUUGUAGCUAAAAAAAAAUAAGUUUUAAAAAAACUGACUUUCUGUAUUUAUGAUAGAUAUGACCAUUUUUGGUGUUGAGUAGAUUGUUGCAUUGGAAAUGAACUGAAGCAGUAUGGUAGAUUUAAAAGAAAAAAAAUCUUUUGUGUACAUUUAGCUUUUGUAUGGUCCAGCUGACAGCUCCUCAUUUGAUGUUGUCUUGUUCAUUCCUAGCAGAUAGAUUGCAAUCUGUUGAUUCGCCGAAGCUUUUCUCCCCUUUGUCCCUUUCUUCCCCCAUCCCCCAUCCUGUAAUCUUCCACUUAAGGUGGCUGCCUUCGUUUCUUAGAGGGUGGCUGCAUAAUUAUUUUAUAAAAACUAAAGAAGUUCAAAGGGUUUUUGGGGUCACUAGGAUCCUCACAGAAUAUUUUUGGUUGGGGAGUUGAAACUUUUUAAGGCGUAUACAUCCUAGUUACCUAUGUCUGUUUGUUACCUUCGUGCACUUAUCUUUUAUUUUUCUUUCCUCUGUUGUUUUUUUUUCUUCCUUCCCGUCUUCCUUUCCUUGUUUGGUAGAUGCUUCAAAGAUUCUUUUCCUAAAACAAAAGCAUUUAUUUCUGUUUGUGUAAUUGGGCUGCGCACUUUUUUUUUCCCAAACAAAUUUUUUGGUUAGGGGUUUAUUUUGGUUUUGGUUUGUUUUGGAUUUUUUUUUCCUCUCAAAAAAAAAAAAAAGAAAUUUCAUGCUUUAAAUAAAAUCCAAAGACACACCCUUUCACUGCUGGUGCAGGAAGAGGGGGAAAGGGUUCUUGUUACUUGAGAAUUUGUUUCUGAAUUAAACAAAACAAGACUAAGUUUAAAUAAAGGAAAAAAAAGAGAAAAAGAUUUCCCAGGUUAUCAUCUGUGCUGCUUCUGCAAGCAGAGAGGCAGCUGUUAAUGACGAUUCCACAUACCAAAAGACACGUUUUUACUUCAGAGUUUUGUCCUUGUGUUAGGCAGUCUGAGCGGUGAAUGAUCUAGAAGGGGCAGCCAGCCAAGAAUCAGAUAGCGGUGUACAGAAGAGCAAAACCCAGCAGACACACAGAAAAGGGAACCGGACAUAAGGCACUUGUGCUUGUCAAUCUCUGUAUUCCUGUAACACAACACAAUGCAACGCGCCCUUUCUCAUCUUUAAAAGUCUGGACUUUGAAAGGAAAACUUUGUGCUGCUAAAAAUGUAGAUUUCGGAGACAAAUGCUUUGCUGUUUCACUUUCGUAGCCAAAAGUCAACAGAAACAAUCUCCCCCACCCCACCCCUUUGCCCGGAAAGUGUGAGAUCCUCCCUUCCUCUCUCUUCUUCUCCCCCCCCCAAUCCCUUACCUCCCUUUUCUUUCUACUCCUUAUGUUUCAAAAGGGAACUUUGAAGACUGUGAAUCAGGUUCCGUCGCUUGGUCCCCUUUCCGGCUGCUUUCCCCAGUGCUGAAGCCACUCAUUCAUCGGCUUUGCAAAAGACUGGAGCAUUCCACGAUAGGAAAAUGGAUUUCAUUUUUUUUUAAGCCGGGACUGUUUUUAUUUUUAUGAGGUUUUUGUUUUUAGUUUAAUGAAAGAGCAGAUCCUGAACUGUUGUACAUAUUUCUAACUAGGCUGAUGCACAGUGCAAAUUCCUUUUUUUAAUUGUUUUUUUUAAAGUAGAAAAUACUAAAGAGUACCAUCUAAAUAUUCAUACCAGUAUCCAGUUGUAGCAUAAGGUGUCAAAAACAAAUACACAAACCAUUUGCUGUUUUAACAAGCUGUUUUCUUUUGACAGAAAUUCUUGUAUUUCUCCCUGUGUUUGAGAUGAACAUUUUUUAAAUUCUAAAGUUGUACAGUUUUUUUUGUUUUCCAUUAUUUUAUCUUGUUUGUAAUUCUAUGAAAUAUAUAUAUAUAUAUUUUUUGCCAUUUAACUGUUGUAUGUUACUCUGUGUCUGUAUCAUAUAGAAUUUUUUGUUUGUUUCGUUCUCUAUGUGAUACCAAUUAACAAUUUAACACUAGCUUUAUCUGUCAAAUUCUGCUAGGUCUCUUCUGAAACUUUUUUUAAAAUGAUAUUGCUUGGUAAUAGUGCAAUUUCUACCCCUCCUCCCCCAACUUUUAAUUCCUUUCCUUGAAUUUUUUUCCAUCCCUCAGGAUUUGGAAGAUGGGGUGUUAGGGUGUUCUCAUAACCCCCCCCAAAAAAAAACCAGAUUACAUCCUCCCUCUGUGGCAGGUCAGAUGCAGUAGGAUGGUGUUAGUGCCCAGCAUGCAGGCAAGGACCAGGCACUCUUCCUGGUUUUCCCUGGCCUGUGCAAGCAUUGGCAAAUAGCAGUGGGGUUGGGGAAGCCUUAAUUUUCACCUAAUGAUUGUUUCCCAGAUGUUAAUGUGACUAGCUAAACUUAGUUCAACCCUGAGUAGGAUGCACAGUAAAUGAUUUUUUUUCAGUCACCAGAAUUCUCUACUUGGAAGCCAACCCCAGGAAUAGCAGAACAGUGAUAGUUAAAGAGUGAAAACUAAAAUUCUUCUACCCAAGGUGGCUGAAUGGCCAGUGUGAUUGUUUUGGGGGUUUUUUAGCAGGCAAAUUAACUUCCAAAUUUAUUUGUGAAUAGACAGAUAUCUUGAUUUCAGUUUAGAGUACUUUCCAUCUGGGAAUUAGUUCUGUCUGCUGCCUGGUAGAAGGAUGAGUGUUAUUCUGUAACUUCUUUUUUCAAAAUCAGCCCACCCCUCCAAUUUUUUUUUUUUGAUCCUGAACAUGGUUUCCAUCUUCUUCACCCCAGGCAGAAGGGCGAUGUUGCUGGAUUGGCUGGGACUGUUUUUGUCAUAGUACCAAGUGAAUCCACGGAGUUCCCCUUCUUUCUUCCACCCCUUGAAAAAGGUGGGAGAAGGUAGCCUUCCAUCUCCCAAAUCCCCUCCCCACGCACACUCCCCUAAAUCCUCACAAUACAAGGAAAAGAUUUAAAACACUUAGCAAGUUUUUCGUUUGUUUUUAAAUUAAAAGCUAUUUAAAGAGAUGAAUGUGGCCAAAGUUUUACACAAUUGAAAAUAAAGUAAAACAGUUGGCAUGUGUUAAAGAAACCUGAGUUUAUCAGGCAUGUCAGGAAGAUGCAGGAAAGAGAGAGGCAGUAACCCAAGCCAGUGCACUUGACGCUCAUGGACAUAUAUUUUUUUUAAAUAAUAAAUUAAAUUAAAACAUUUUAAAUAGAAGCAGAAAUUGAGUCGGUUGGUUGGUUUGUCGGCGCUGAGAUACUGCCCACUGUGAAACACAAAGCUUUGCCUAGUUUUUUUUUUUGUUUACUUUCUUUUGUGGGGGGGAGGGGGGCGAGUUUGGGUAGGACAGAAAAACGUAAAUGAACGUUACCCUGAGGUGAAGAGGUAUAUGAACAGCCUUUGCAAUGUACAAAAAAAAUAGAGCAAAUGAAACCAAAAAAUGAUGUUCUUGGUGUUUUUCUAUAAUGUAGUCUUGUUAGCUUUUUUUGUUACUGUAACAAUGCUGAUCUCGAACUGUACCAAAAUACAUGGAGACUAACAGAAACCACAUGGAACUUUCAAAACCUAAAAAAAAAAAAUUUGUCACAAAAAAACUUUGUUGUCAUAGUUAAGUUGAUUGUAGAUGGUAAUUGAAUAUACUCCUUUGAAAAUA